This is a messenger RNA of Mobula hypostoma (lesser devil ray), 1035 nucleotides long. RefSeq names its product neuromedin B receptor (gene nmbr). Gene Ontology annotation, biological process: bombesin receptor signaling pathway. Lineage: Eukaryota; Metazoa; Chordata; Chondrichthyes; Myliobatiformes; Myliobatidae. The record is from RefSeq and is a predicted model, not a curated record. Gene Ontology annotation, molecular function: bombesin receptor activity. Bases 1 to 1035 code for a protein of 344 amino acids. The transcript is spliced from 3 exons. Gene Ontology annotation, cellular component: plasma membrane.
AUGAGAUGCAUCAUUCCACCCAUUUACCUUCUGAUCAUCACCGUGGGCUUACUGGGGAACAUCACUCUAGUUAAGGUCUUUGUGUCCAACAGCUCAAUGAGAAGUGUCCCCAACAUCUUUAUCUCCAGCUUGGCGGUCGGCGACCUGCUUCUCUUAGUGACCUGCGUCCCCGUGGAUGCUGCCAGAUAUUUUUUCGAGGAAUGGGUCUUUGGCACAAUGGCUUGUAAACUCAUUCCCCUUAUCCAGCUCACUUCAGUGGGAGUGUCAGUGUUCACCCUAACUGCUCUCAGCGCCGACAGGUACAAAGCGAUUGUGAACCCUAUGGACAUCCAGGAGUCCAGCGCUGUCCUUUACACCUGUCUGAAGGCGGUCACCAUAUGGAUGAUCUCUGUGGCCCUCGCCAUCCCGGAGGCAGUGUAUUCACAGGUGGUGCAAUACCACGAUAGCACCAACAAGAGUUUCAGUGCCUGCGUGCCUUACCCGCUCUCCAACAAGCUGCACCCAAAAAUCCACUCCGUGCUCAUAUUCCUCGUCUACUAUCUCAUUCCCCUCAGCAUCAUCAGCAUCUACUACAUCCAUAUUGCCCAGACCCUAAUCAAGAGCGCACACAACAUGCCUGGGGAGAGCAGCGAUCACGCCAAGCGACAGAUGGAAACACGGAAGCGUCUUGCCAAGAUCGUGCUGGUAUUCGUUGGCCUGUUUGCUCUGUGCUGGUUCCCCAACCACGUGCUGUACAUGUACCGCUCCUUCCAUUAUGGCCAGAUCGACACUUCCCUCGGGCACUUUGUGGUCACCGUGCUGGGCCGGGUGAUGAGUUUCUGCAACUCCUGCGUCAAUCCGUUCGCCCUUUACCUGCUGAGCGAGACCUUCCGGAGGCACUUCAACAACAACCUGCGCUGCAGGGGGCACCACCGCCGCUCUGCCUCCAACAGCUACUUCCAGAGCACCUCCGCCAUGCGCAUGACAUCCAUCAGGAGCAGCAACAGGAACAUUGUCGCCAACGGACUCAGCCUCAAGCAGGAGUCAAUGGCGUGA